CAUGCAGUCCGGAUCUCUGGUUCCUCUUCCAGUUUUACGCGCGUCUCUCUCCUCUCUGAUUGGACGGAACACUUUGUCUCGCUGUGUCUCCUCCCUUCUCAUUGGUUGUUCGGGGUUUUGACAGCGAGCAGGAGAGAAAAAACUCCUCCAGAAGUGAGUAUCAAUCAGAGAGACGUUCAGGGGGACAGAAAGAGCAACAGAAAGACGCGGAGAGGAAGAAAAACUCUCAAUCCUCCAGGACUCCAGAUCUCAGGAUGGCUCAGUCUGCUCGGUCUGCUCAGUCUGCUCAGUCUGCCUGCAGCAGUUUGACGCGUUUCUAGUCACAGUUUUGGGAUUUACUACUUUGGACACUUGGUGAAUUCUCUGACGUGUGCUUUUUUGUUGCUUGUUUUGCUCCACUGUCGUUGGACCGGACCGGAGACAGGAGACCGGAGCUGGUUCUGGUUCUUCACUGCGUCCUCCUCCCUUUUGGGUGGAUCAGAGAGCAAUGAGUGAGAGGAGGAGAUCUGCAGCAGCUCUGAGCUCUCGAGCCCACGCGUUCUCCGUGGAAGCUCUGAUCGGCUCCAACAAGAAGAGGAAGCUGCGCGGCUGGGAGGACAAGCAGCUGGAGCUGUCCAUGGAGAGUCUCGGAGAGGACGGAGAGGACGCACCGGACCACUGUCUGGACAUGGACCCGGACUCGGAGGCGAGUCCCGGCUCGGACGGAGAGGGUCUGGCCGAAAGGACGUCGUGCUCCUUCGGCUCACCUGCAGAGCUGGCCCCGGUGCCCUGCGAGCCUUCGCCUCCGGCCUCCAUGGAGGAGAUCCAGGUGGAGCUGCAGUGCGCGGACCUGUGGAAGCGCUUCCAUGACAUCGGCACGGAGAUGAUCAUCACCAAGGCGGGCAGGAGGAUGUUUCCUGCCAUGAGAGUGAAGGUCGCCGGUCUUGACCCUCAUCAGCAGUAUUACAUCGCCAUGGACAUCGUGCCGGUGGACAACAAGAGAUACAGGUACGUGUACCACAGCUCCAAGUGGAUGGUGGCGGGAAACGCCGACUCCCCGGUGCCUCCGCGGGCCUACAUCCACCCAGACUCUCUGGCCUCGGGAGACACCUGGAUGAGGCAGGUGGUCAGCUUCGACAAGCUCAAACUCACCAACAACGAGCUGGACGACCAGGGACACAUCAUCCUCCACUCCAUGCACAAGUAUCAGCCUCGCGUUCACGUCAUCAGGAAGGACUUCAGCAGCGAACUGUCUCAAAACAAGGCGGUGCCCAGCGGGGAGGGAGUCAAGACCUUCAGCUUCCCUGAGACCGUCUUCACCACCGUCACUGCCUACCAGAACCAACAGAUCACCAGACUAAAGAUCGACCGCAACCCGUUCGCCAAAGGAUUCAGGGACUCUGGCAGAAACAGGACCGGCCUGGAGGCGAUCAUGGAGACCUAUGCUUUCUGGAGACCUCCUGUCAGGACCCUCACGUUCGAAGACUUCACCAACAUGCAGAAACAGCAAGGUGGCAGUACAGGAACGUCUCCGACCACCUCCAGCACAGGAACCCCGUCCCCCUCUGGAGCGGCUCACCUCCUGUCUCCCUCCUGCUCCCCCCCCACCUUCCACCUCGCCCCCAACACCUUCAAUGUGGGCUGCAGGGAAAGCCAGCUGUGCAACCUGGGCCUGUCCGAGUACCCGGCCUGCGCCCGCAGCAACAUGGCAGCCCUGCAGGGCUACGGCGGCCUCGCCGACAGCUCCUACGGACGCCUCCAGGCUGCGGGGGGCGGCGUGGCGUCUGGUCAGCCCUCUGAAUCCUUCCUGCCGCAGAGGACUUCCUCCUUGAUUGCCGCGGGCAUGCAGGGCAGCGCUCAUGCCUCGCUGACAGGCGGCGGCGGUGGCGGCGGCUCUGGAGGAAAAAUGGAUGCCUACGGCGGUCAGCUCGGCUCCUUCCCAGCCUCGCAGCUUCAGUACGUGAUGCAAGCCGGCGGCGGCUCCGGCUCUGGCUCGUCCUCUUCAUCCGGCUCCUCCCCGUCUUCCGCCCAUAUGUUCAGUGGGAGCCACCACCACGUGCAGCAGGGCUCCUACAACGCCUUCUCCCUGCACAACCCUUACAACCUGUACGGAUACAACUUCCCCACCUCCCCUCGCCUGGCCGCCAGCCCCGAGAAGCCCCAGGGAGGGUUGCUCUGCUCCUCGUCUCCCGCCGGGGCCUUCGCCGAGCGCCAGUACCUGUCCAACGGAAGCAUGGACAUGCACAUGAUCGGCAACACCGGCGGCGGCCAGCAGGGCGGCGGCUCCUGCGACGGACGCCAGUACGGCUCCUCCUCUCAGAUGUCCAUGCACAUGGUGUAGAAACAGUCCGCCAUGUUUCUGAGAAGCAAAUCUUCUAAUCUAUGAACCCGGUGUGGCGUUGAUGUUGAACCGCUGUUUUUACCUUUCAGAAAAGGAUACGUGUUUUUUAAAGACACUCCACCACAUACAGCAUUAUAGAGGGAGUCAAAACUAUUAUUUAAUUAUCUUUGUAUUAAUGAAGCGAUAAUUGGGACGACUCUCUUUCUGUUUCUAACAGGAAACAGACUCAACAGAUUGUAAUACGAAGCUCAGAAGGGAUUGUGAAUCUGUUAUGGUGCAAUAGUAGCAACACUCAAGUGACUCAUUCUUGAUUUUAUUUUUCGGGACUCAAAAGGCCGUGACGUCAUGUAACCAAAGAAUCUUCACUGUGAUCCAGAAGUUAUUUUACUUCAAGCAGCACUUGUGCCGAAUCCUUUUUAGCGAUGUCAAGAUUCGGCAUCACGGUCUGACUGGAACGAAACAACUGGAGAAGAUCACUGAAUGACUCGCUGCUCCACACACACACGCAGGAGAUGAAGUAUCUGGACGCCGCGGGGUGAAAACGACACGCUAAAAAAAAGAGCUGCAGGUCGAGUUCACCUGAAAACUCCCAGCAGGCGUCAGGACUCCAUCGACCCUCACAGACUGGAAUGGCUUCACUAUUUUCGAGUGGAUUAUGUUGUUUUUGUUUUUUUUAGCAUAUAUAUAAAAAGAUGGCGAAUGCAAUCAAUAACAUAAGCUUAAAAGUUGUUGUGUGAAAAGUUAUAAAAAAGAAGCAAUAGCAAAACAGAGUAAUUAAAGUAUGUUUUGGUGUGUUGUUGUAGAGAUGUGUAUUUAAGUGCUGAGCAAUAUAACACUUUUACAGGCCAAUCUGUUAUAAAAAAGAAAUGUGUGAAAAAAAGGGAAAGUAAUUCUUUUUGAGGCAUUUUUAAAAAAUGUAAAUACAGGUGCCAAGCACGUAAAAAGCUCAAUAAACGUUUUAAUUCAUGUA
Sebastes umbrosus (honeycomb rockfish) is the source of this 3290-nucleotide messenger RNA. It is a transcript of the gene tbx15, whose product is annotated as T-box transcription factor 15. Gene Ontology annotation, biological process: cell fate specification; positive regulation of DNA-templated transcription; regulation of transcription by RNA polymerase II. Gene Ontology annotation, cellular component: nucleus. The coding region runs from base 488 to 2320 and encodes 610 amino acids. Lineage: Eukaryota; Metazoa; Chordata; Actinopteri; Perciformes; Sebastidae. The transcript is spliced from 8 exons. The record is from RefSeq and is a predicted model, not a curated record. Gene Ontology annotation, molecular function: RNA polymerase II cis-regulatory region sequence-specific DNA binding; DNA-binding transcription factor activity, RNA polymerase II-specific.